Molecule: messenger RNA, 189 nt
Organism: Cladocopium goreaui
Lineage: Eukaryota; Dinophyceae; Suessiales; Symbiodiniaceae
Source: the annotation of a GenBank genome assembly
AUGGUCUGGGGUGGCUAUCUUUGCUAUUUGGCAAUGGAUAGCACGCAGUGUGCUGUUGAUGUUUUGAACUUCACACUGGUUUGCACAGGUCUUCUGGCAAUCAUCGAAUUCAUCGGCUUCAUUUCAGUUUAUUUUGUCUUCAUCCCCUCCUUCAUGAUACAACUUCGAGCUGCUGCCAAGUUUACCUAG